Molecule: messenger RNA, 1044 nt
Organism: Eruca vesicaria subsp. sativa (arugula)
Lineage: Eukaryota; Viridiplantae; Streptophyta; Magnoliopsida; Brassicales; Brassicaceae
Source: the annotation of a GenBank genome assembly
GAAAGACACAAGUCUUCGUACCCUAGUUUUCUUCCAAAAGUCUCUGUCUUUCUGUGGAAAAUCUGAGAACUUUAAUUUCAAUCCAAAAAGAGUUCGUGUUGAAUGGCGGGUUACAAAGCAGAUGAUGAUUACGAUUACCUAUUCAAGGUGGUUCUAAUCGGCGAUUCAGGUGUUGGAAAGUCCAAUCUUCUCUCUCGUUUCACCAGAAACGAGUUUAGCCUCGAGUCCAAGUCCACCAUCGGCGUCGAGUUCGCUACUCGUAGCUUGAACGUUAACGACAAAGUCAUCAAAGCCCAGAUUUGGGAUACUGCUGGUCAAGAAAGGUACAGAGCAAUCACUAGUGCAUACUACAGAGGAGCUGUUGGUGCCCUCCUCGUCUACGACGUUACACGACACUCCACAUUCGAAAACGUUGAGAGAUGGCUAAGGGAGCUUCGUGACCAUACCGAUCCAAACAUAGUUGUCAUGCUCGUGGGGAACAAAUCUGAUCUUCGUCAUCUUAUUGCGGUUCAGACAGAAGAUGCUAAGUCUUUUGCCGAGAAUGAGUCACUCUACUUCAUGGAGACUUCAGCUCUCGAGUCUACUAACGUUGAGAAUGCUUUCUCUGAAGUGCUCACUCAGAUUCAUCAAGUUGUGAGCAAGAAAGCGAUGGAGGCUGGUGAUGAUUCUGGUAAUGUUCCUUCUAAAGGGGAGAAGAUUGAUAUUGAUGUGUCGGCUGUGAAGAAAACUGGUUGCUGCUCUAACUAAAUAGACUCGUUAGUUUGCUUGCAGAUUGUUAUGGAUUUGCUUUGUUUUCUUCAAAGCUAUGGUCGUUCUUUUUUUAUUACAUUCAAAAAAUUCUUUUGAUGAUGUUUUUGCUUUUAGGAAACAAAUCUUAUGUUAUGCUUUUGAUUUGCUUUGCUUGAGAAUUGCUUAGCUUUGGUCUGGUUAUGUACUGGUUAAAAGAUUUUGUAAUUUAACCGGUUUUAGUCUAUGGUUUGUUCACCUUGAUUUUUUAUUCAGUAUUCAAUCUGAAAAAAAUCUUUAAACCGAUAUUUAUUCGGC